Messenger RNA from Lachancea lanzarotensis, 966 nucleotides. RefSeq names its product LALA0S04e00122g1_1 (gene ECT1). Gene Ontology annotation, biological process: phosphatidylethanolamine biosynthetic process. The transcript has a single exon. Gene Ontology annotation, molecular function: ethanolamine-phosphate cytidylyltransferase activity. Bases 1 to 966 code for a protein of 321 amino acids. The record is from RefSeq and is a predicted model, not a curated record. Gene Ontology annotation, cellular component: cytoplasm. Lineage: Eukaryota; Fungi; Ascomycota; Saccharomycetes; Saccharomycetales; Saccharomycetaceae.
AUGAACCACCCAAUUGAUAGACUUUGGAUUGACGGGUGCUUUGAUUUCACUCACCAUGGGCAUGCCGGGGCCAUUCUGCAAGCCCGGAGCUUGAUACCACCAGCAAGUACCGAUUCAGGCGUGUUGCUGUGCGGAGUGCACAACGACAAGGACAUUACGUACAACAAGGGUGGGAAACCCGUUAUGACACAGCUCGAACGCUAUGCCCAUACUCGUAGCAAUCGUUGGUGCAGCGAAGUGGUCGAGGACGCACCCUAUGUGACUCAACCACAAGUUCUGGACGCUCACAAUUGCUGGUACGUGGUGCAUGGCGACGACAUCACAACAGAUGCGAAUGGCGAGGAUUGCUACCAACAGGUGAAAGAUAUGGGUAGAUUUCUGGUGGUAAAACGUACAGGAGGUGUCAGUACUACGGACAUUAUCCAUCGUAUAUUGACUGGAAUCACAACAAGUAGCGAUCCAUCGCUGUGCGAGAGCCAUACCUCCGAAUUGACACGAUAUGCGUCCAAUUCAGACGGCCGCAGUCCUUGGUGUUAUGUUUUUGAUGGAAAGGCCUCAGAGGACAAAAUGGUGGUACGUGGUGGAUUCGAGUGGAUCUCACACAACAUAGUGUACAUUGAGGGCGAUUUUGACUUAUUUCAUGUUGGCCACAUUGAUCAGCUCGCAGAAUUGCGUGCUCGCCACGGUCCUGAACAAAGGUUGGUGGUAGGAGUCUCGACUAGGGAUGAUUGCGUGAUGACACCCCUUGAACGAGUUCUUGGUGUGCUGAGCUGCAAAUACGUCGACGCAGUGGUGGUGGAACCACACACUAGGCCUGAAGUGGAGAAAAUUUGGCAUCUAGACGACCCUGAACUAAAAACUGGACCGUUUGCAUAUUUGGACAAGGCUACAAUCCUCAAACGAAUUGUCGCGGAUCGCGACCAUUAUAUUGCCCGCAACACUAAGAAGGGUAUGUCCGGUUACUGA